Gavialis gangeticus (Gharial) is the source of this 5924-nucleotide messenger RNA. It is a transcript of the gene LARP4B, whose product is annotated as La ribonucleoprotein domain family member 4B. The transcript is spliced from 16 exons. Gene Ontology annotation, molecular function: mRNA 3'-UTR binding. The record is from RefSeq and is a predicted model, not a curated record. Gene Ontology annotation, cellular component: cytoplasmic stress granule; cytosol. Bases 50 to 2227 code for a protein of 725 amino acids. Gene Ontology annotation, biological process: positive regulation of translation. Lineage: Eukaryota; Metazoa; Chordata; Crocodylia; Gavialidae.
UAAGGUGACCAAUAAAGUUCUCUCUAAGGAGCCAAAAAGCAGACGGCUCAUGACUUCUGAUCAGGACACUAAAGUUGUGGCUGAACCGCAGGUGCAGCAAGUACAAGAAGUUAAAGACAGUUCUCAUCUAGAGUCAGCCAAGGUUUCUGAGUUAAAUCCAAAUGCAAAGGUAUGGGGGAAUCACAUGUUACAUUUGGAAGCAAGUGGUGCCACUGACAGUAGUGUGAGCAAAACCUGGGAAGAAAUACCUGACCAACCUCCAGAUUCCUGUAAAGAAGGAUUGGAUGUCAAUGGUGAUGGUGACAAAAAGCAUCAGAAUGCAGUACUGACAGACCUGCGGGAGCCAUUGCCAACUGUUCCGGCAUCAGACCAAACAGAUAUGAACCCUUUGGCUCUAGAUAAUUCAGAGUAUGAAUCUAUGCAUGAAACUUCCCAGACAGGAGGAAAUGAGCAAUUGCAGCCAGAAGGGCAAGAAGAUCUACGAGAAGUGCUUAAGAAAACACUGGAAUUCUGCUUAUCUAGAGAGAAUCUGGCCAGUGACAUGUACCUUAUAUCACAGAUGGACAGCGAUCAGUAUGUGCCAAUAAUGACAGUAGCAAAUCUUGAUCAUGUCAAGAAACUCAGUACUGAUAUGGAUUUGAUUGUUGAAGUGCUGAGAUCAUUGCCUUUAGUCCAAGUGGACGAGAAGGGAGAAAAAGUCAGGCCAAAUCAGAAUCGCUGCAUUGUGAUUUUACGUGAAGUACCUGAAUCUACUCCCAUUGAAGAAGUAGAAGCACUCUUCAAGGGAGAUAACUUGCCUAAGUUUAUCAACUGUGAGUUUGCCUAUAAUGACAAUUGGUUUAUUACAUUUGAGUCGGAAGCUGAUGCGCAACAGGCUUACAGAUACCUUAGAGAAGAAGUGAAAACUUUCCAAGGAAAACCAAUUAAGGCAAGAAUAAAAGCAAAGGCAAUAGCUAUAAACACAUUUUUGCCAAAGAAUGGAUAUAGACCUCUGGAUAUGAACCUCUACACACAACAGCGUUACACAACAUCCUUUUAUAUACCUCCAGUAUACAGUCCCCAACAGCAAUUUCCAUUGUACAGCUUAAUUACCCCACAGACCUGGUCAACUACGCACAGCUACCUGGAUCCAUCAUUGGUAGCACCGUUUCCAAAUACUGGAUUUAUCAAUGGGUUCACAUCUCCAGCCUUCAAGCCAGCUGCUUCUCCAUUGGCUUCCCUCAGACAAUACCCUCCCAGAAACAGGAAUCCUAGCAAAUCACAUAUACGGCAUACAAUACCCAGUGCAGAAAGAGGACCUGGGCUUCUUGAUAGUCCUACAAUAUUCAACUUUUCUGCUGAUCGUCUAAUAAAUGGUGUCAGAAGUCCACAGACAAGGCAACCGGGACAAAACAGGACACGAAUGCAAAAUGCUGCUACAAGUUAUACCAAGAGGGAUAUAGGAACCGGACGAAUGGAACAGACUAAUAUUGACUCGUCCCCUGGUUUGGGUAGGGGAAGGAAAAAUUCAUACGGUUAUCGGAAGAAAAGGGAGGACAAGUUUACAAGAGGUCAAACACAGUCUCCGCCACCUCCAAAGCCUCCGUCUCCUAGUUUUGAACUGGGAUUGUCCAGCUUUCCUCCAUUACCUGGGGCUGCUGGCAAUUUAAAGACCGAAGACCUGUUUGAAAACAGACUCUCCAGUGUGAUAAUAGGAACAUCAAAAGAAAGAAACCUUAAUGUGGAUGCAAGUACAAACACUAUCCCAUCAGGAAUUCCUCGAGAGCCAUUGUUGCCAGUUUCUUCUGCUCCACCUGGGACACUUGAACGGUCUCCUUCCCCCUCCCAGUCUCCUGAUGACUCCAAGGUUGUGGAUAAGCAACAGAGAGACGCGCAGAAUGUGGAAAGGCUUUCUACCGCGCUCAGUACUGCAUGUAAAUCAGUACAAGUCAACGGGGCUGCCAUAGAAUUACGAAAACCUAGUUAUGCAGAGAUUUGCCAGAGAACUACUAAGGAUCCACCUGCAUUGCAACCCCAGAAAGAGCAGAAGCCAAACACUGUAGCCUGUGGGAAAGAUGACAGAAAGCCCACAGAAACAAUAGAGAAAACCAGGGAACCCCCUCCUGCAAAGUCAAAUCCUGGACAGCCCAAAGACCAGCGGAGACAGUCAGGACGCCGAUCACCCCCUCCAGCCAUUGGCAAACGUUUAAAUAAAGAACAGAAUACCCCUCCAAAAUCUCCUCAGUGAAGCUGAUGCUUGGGAGGGUUGAAAAGAGGUCUGCUUCCCACAAAUUAAACCCAUGUUCCCACUCAGAGUACAGAGAAUGAGCUGCUGGUUAGGAGCUUGCAGUGGAAUUAGGCAUAUAAGAUGCCUGCAAGCUGGUUUUGGGUUUUUGGUUGGGUUGUUUGUUUUCGGUUUUUGUUUUGUUCCCCCCCCCCACCUCCUCUUUUCUGUGAAUUCCCCCCUGGAGCAAACAUUCACUUCCCUUCUCCCCCUUUCCUCCCCCCUGAGAGAGUAAUUAAUCUAAACCUUACUUAGGUUGGUGCUUAACUGGAGUUGAGGCUUACUCUGAUAUUUUUUUUUUCUUUUCUUUCCCCCAAGAUGUAAAAUGUUUAUCUGAAAAAUCAACUUUUUUUAUUAAGCCUCCGAAGUGGCUGUGUAUACAAGCUCUGUAUAGUGAGUUUUUUUUCUAAACUAUUAAGCAGAACUGUGCUGCUGCAAUUUUUUUUAAUCAACUGAUCUGCAAAUACAUAUCUCUAAAAUGUCCAAAAGACUGAUGGCAGCUAGUGUACAGAGUGCAAGAAAAAACAAGUACAUUUUACAAAAUAGUAUACUCUGACCUUGAGGAUUUUUUUUUAUUGGGCUGCUGUAUCAAGUGUCCGCAAAUAAACCUGUAUUUUUUAGGUUGAACUAAUACAGUUGAUUCUAGCGUUUUUAAAAAAAUUAAUCUUUUUUUGGUGUUUUGAACAAAAAAAAUAACCAGAACUCCUGCACCGCAGAGGUUUUCUAAAAUAUUUAAGUUUUGAUAGACUGCAAGCAAGUAACCAGCUUCUCACUCCAGAAAGAAAUGGAUACUAUACGAGUAACAAAUACAAAGCACAUUGUGAAUAGAAGAGAAUGAAGGCCAUGAGCUUUAUAUAGUGGUGAAGUCUGCUAGUGGAUGUUAACACAAGAAAGCACAGUAGCCUUCUUGUGAUAACUAUAACUUGGUCCCGAGAGGGAGGAAGUGAAUAGUCACCACUGCACGUUCUGGUUACCCCUGUGCUCUGUGUAGACAUUUUAAAAUUCUGCCCCAAGUGCUCUUUGAAAGAGUUCACACGUCAGUCAGCCUAGAGUUGACGUCUUCCUGUAACUACAAGCAUUGGCAUAUGGAUUUAAAUUGUUCGAGCUGUGAGAUGAUGGGUGUUUGUUUUGUGCAGUGGAGGAAGAGAUCCCUGCUAUUUACCUCUGGGAUGAGGUUUCUCACACUUACUACUCUAGAAGUGAUGCGCUUUCUGAAGGACAAGGAUGCACUAAAUUAGCAAGUUUCUAAUAAGGUUGAAUAUAAAUUAUUUUUUUGUUUUAAAAUGCCUAAAGUUUUUCUUUAAGUGUUUAAACAGCAGGCAGUUCAGACAAAACUCUUUCCUGCUAACUCUAACAGUUCAGUUUAUUCCACAAAAAUGUUUAUUUAAACAACUGAUUUUUUUAAGAAUUAUUUCCAUCCAAUAUUUAAAGACUUGAAUUUUAUUUAAACUUGAAAAUGACUUUGCCUUAACUUUUGUACAAGACAGCUUAGAGUUAAUGAGGUCUGGCCCUGUUAAGGGUCAGCAUGAGUGGAAUACAGAAUUACUCAGUUACAGUAUGUAUCUAUUGUCACUGGUCUUACUGGGUAAACAUACUGUAGUACAGGAAAUAGCAGCAGUUUUUGUAAUAUACCUUAAAGAUCUUAAACAGUUGAUCUUUUUCAGAUUGUUGAAAAAUCUGUAAAUGCAAAUAGUCAAUACUGUAUUAAAUAUGUGCACUUGGAAGUGUGUGCUUUGCUUGUACAGUUGUAAAUAAUCAGAACAUAUAAAAAGGUACCCUAAAGAAAAAAAUCUGAUAAAAAUUAUUGAUAUUAUAAAUGUUGCUGUUGAGCUGGAUGUAGAUAAACUAAAUGUUGUGGUUUGAAUAUUACUUUAAUUUGUUGUUUUUUCUGUUUCUUUUUAUUUUAUUCUGGUGUGCUGAACUGACUCUGCCUCUUCACUGCAAAAGGGAAAUGGAAAGAAAGUCUUACUUAAAAGCCCUCAAUUGUUUUCAUAAGUCUCUCUCUAAAAGUGUGCAUUUUAACCGGUACAAAUGUGUUCUGUAACAUAAUGUAAAUACUAAAGUCUGGCCAGGUGGGCAAUUGAACUCAAAUUUAUUAUCGGGUUGUUUAAAAUUAGGGUAAUAGUUCAGACUGCCAAGGGAAAAUGAGCCAUGAAGCUUAUUUGACCACGUCUCGAGGAUUUCAGAGCUUACCUAGAGAUACGAUAACUGUCUGUCACAGUUAUUUCCUGGCAGUUUUGAUGCGGUAUCUGCUGCUAGUUAAUUGACCUGUUAGAUGCAGCCUGCUGCAUGUUGCAGAAUUGGUUAAAAUGGGCAAGCUUGACUCUAUUUGUUCUUCUGUUAAAAAGCACACUUUGAAUGCUGUGGGAGGAGAUAGGACUCUGAUAACAGCGAACAUCACCAAACUGCUACGCCAGUUCUGUCAUUGGAUUUUAAUGCUUAUCCUUUCCCCAUUGGGCAGUGAAAAUGGCAGCUAGACUUGUAUGUGGUUUAGGCCAGCUGUAGGAUUCAUUUUGUUUGUCUGCUGAAAGUUGUAAAGCUUACAACUUUAAAGCUGCAAACAAUGAAAAAUGGUCCCUUACAGCAACAGUGUACAGCUAACCAUAAUAGCCAAAUGGUACAUGAGGCAAUAUAUUGAGACCAGCAGGAUGUGUUGUGCUGUUCUAAUGUACUCUGCUGCCAUUUGUACUAGGUCAAUACACUGUAAUUACUGCUUACCCAGCAACAGUCUGUUGCAUCAAAAGUUUAAACCUUGCUCUGAUGUGGUUUUGUAGCUUUUAGAAAUUAUAAUUAAAAAAGACACGCCAAAUAGCUGUGUAAUAUACAGAAACUUAUCCUUAUUACAUUUACUUUGAGAUUUUUUUUCACUCAAUGACAAAAUGGAGCUUUCGGAGUAGAGAGUUGUGAUGUUGCAUGCAGACUGUUGCUAUGGUACAUAUAGAUAUUAAAAUGUGGCUUUUUUAAAGUUUAAAAGAGAGGAUCUUCCCCAAAAACAGCAUCUGAGUUCCAAGUUCAGAAGCACAGUAAUUAAAAUUGGCAUUUUAACUUGUAGGAUUGUGUGGUGGUGAUUUUCCUUUGGAAGUAUAAAAAAGUUACUACAGGAACUGAGACUGUUCCAGGAAUGCAUAUAAACACAAAGGUUGCUUUUAAGAUUUAACAUUAAUUUCAUUUCAGAGCUCUCCCCACCAUGACUUCAGUUUGUCACUUGGAAAUCAGUGAACUGUGGCAAAUGUUUUAUGUUGCUGCAUUAUCUUUUGAAGACUUCAGCAGUUGACAUAGAAAGGGCCCUAGUUUGUGAGCGUGAUGCAGUGUAUCACAAGCAACAGCUGACUGUAAUGGUGCAUACCUAUCUCUGUAUCUCCUUCAGCUAGCUAUGGUUAGGGAUUUUUAUGUGCUUUGUAACCUAUUACACUAAUAGCAGCAGACAAUCGAAGACUGCGAAGGAGACCUAACAGCUGCCAAUUCAUGAAAUAGAGUGUAAUAUGGAAGCUUUCUUGAGGGUUUUUGUUUUGUUCUACUUCUUCCAUUAAGACUGGAAUCAAGCUUACAUGUAAACUAUUGGUAAUUUAAGUUUCCUUUUGUGUCAUAAAAUGUAAAACUGUCUAAUUUGAAAAAAAAAAAAUAUGUAGGUUAUGAAAAAUAAAGAUUAGGCACUGUUGAA